AUGUCCGCCCAACCGAUGUCUCCCCGUCAAGCCGCUCUGGCCCAUCAAGUGACUCCGACCGACGGACUCACCUCGGCCUUCGUGAGUUCCCCCUGCAAUCCUUUCAGGAAACUCCAAUCUUAGAUCGACCUUCACGUUUAUCUCUCCCAAUCGCAUGGUUUUCUCUUCGAUAUGUUCAUGACGUACGUGGAGAGCGCCGGAAUCAAAAGGGACCACGUCACCUACAUCGGCUUCUGCCUCGCCGGCGCAUACCUCAUUUUCGGAUCGGCCGCCCGUCUCUUCUGCAAUCUCAUCGGCUUCGGCUACCCAAUGUACGCGUCUGUGAAGGUAUUCCGAGGAAAAGAGUAUCGGAAACAUAACUGGCAAAUUCAGGCGAUUCGGACCAAAGAGACGGACGACGACACGGUGUGGCUCAUCUACUGGACGUGCUUCGCCGUUCUCUGCCUCUUUGACUUCUUCGCCGAAUUCAUUUGCUCGUUUUUCCCCUUCUAUUACAUCUUCAAGGCGAUAUUCCUCGUAUACCUGUACCUUCCGCAGACUCGCGGAUCCGUCAUGUUCUACGAGAAAGUCGUGAAUCCGCUGGUCGUGUUCGUAGAUGAGAACAUUGAGCAGUUCAGAAAGCGUGAGUGA
This is a messenger RNA of Caenorhabditis sp. 36 PRJEB53466, 630 nucleotides long. The record is from the annotation of a GenBank genome assembly. Lineage: Eukaryota; Metazoa; Nematoda; Chromadorea; Rhabditida; Rhabditidae.